Python bivittatus (Burmese python) is the source of this 1285-nucleotide messenger RNA. RefSeq names its product guanylate cyclase activator 1B (gene GUCA1B). NCBI's taxonomy places the organism in Eukaryota, Metazoa, Chordata, Lepidosauria, Squamata, Pythonidae. Gene Ontology annotation, molecular function: calcium sensitive guanylate cyclase activator activity; calcium ion binding. Gene Ontology annotation, biological process: visual perception. Gene Ontology annotation, cellular component: photoreceptor inner segment; cone photoreceptor outer segment. The record is from RefSeq and is a predicted model, not a curated record.
CUAAGGCAAUUAAAAAAGAGGCUGGCAGAAAAUAAGGUGGCUAGAUACUAUCGCUGAUGACACAGGUGUGAACUUGUAAGAACUCAGAAAAGUGGUUACUGACAAACAGUUUUGGGGAAAUGAUGUCCAUCAGAUUACGGAUAGCCGGAAGCCACUGAAUGAUUGGAGCACAACAAGAAAUGCCUUGUCCUCUGUUUCUGUCCUGUGCCUAUGCCGGCUCAAUAUCCCAUGUUGGGGGUUCAUAAUAUAAAGAGUCAUAUGGGACAACAUUUCACUAAUGAGGAAGGAGAACAAGUUGAGAUUGAUGUGGCUGAAUUGCAGGAAUGGUAUAAGAAGUUUGUAAUAGAAUGUCCAAGUGGGACUCUCUUCAUGCAUGAAUUCAAACGAUUCUUUGGGGUUCAUGAUAAUCAAGAAGCAGCAGAUUAUGUGGAAAACAUGUUCAAAGCUUUUGAUAAGAAUGGGGAUAAUACCAUUGACUUUCUAGAAUAUGUGGCUGCUUUGAAUCUGGUUUUGCGAGGGAAACUGGAACAUAAGCUGAGAUGGACGUUCAAAAUGUAUGAUAAAGAUGGAAAUGGCUGCAUAGAUAAACCCGAGCUCCUAGAAAUAGUUGAGGCUAUUUAUAGGCUUAAGCAAGCAUACAAAUCUGAUGAAGAAAGAGCUGUUCCCAGUCUCACUCCAGAAGAAGUUGUGGAAAGAAUAUUUGAACUGGUAGAUGAGAAUGGAGAUGGGCAAUUAUCUCUGGAUGAAUUCCUAGCUGGAGCACAGAAAGAUAAGUGGGUGAUGAAGAUGCUGCAAAUCGAUGUAAGCCCAGGUGGAUGGAUUGCAAAGCAGAGAAGAAAAAGUGCACUGUUCUAAUCACUGUUGGUGCUACUUUAAAAGUUUGAUGAGAAAAAAGCAUCCCCUGUCCUUCACUCUAUUUUUCCUUGAUAGCAGCAUGCUCAGCAGCAGGGGGGGAAACCCUCUAAUGCUGCCCUUUUAAUUAUUCUGCAGUGCAGCUGGGCCACAGCCAUGGGACAAUGUUAUGUCAUGGUGAUUUGGAAAGAUUCAACAACAACAACAACAACAACACCUGAAAUGCAGUGGUUAGGACUACAUGGGUAGCUGUAGCUGAUUUUGGGCUAUUGAUAGGGUUGGCAAAAGGCCCAACCCAAAGACUCAGGCUAUUAGCAACUACCCCAUGUUGCUUAUUUCUGAUCCCAGACUUAGUCUGGGUUAGAAAAAGAUGGUGCUUAAAAUCAUGUCUGGGUUGUCAUAUUUCUUACUGCAAGGUGGUAUUACAUGAUUG